Molecule: messenger RNA, 1434 nt
Organism: Pieris rapae (cabbage white)
Lineage: Eukaryota; Metazoa; Arthropoda; Insecta; Lepidoptera; Pieridae
Exons: 6
Coding region: 1-1041 (346 amino acids)
Cellular component (GO): membrane
Source: RefSeq, a predicted model, not a curated record
AUGUUCAUUCAGCGGUCCAGUGGUGCGUAUGACUAUUGUAUUUUGGCUAUAAAUGCCGGUUGUGUCGAUAUAUGUUACAUAUCAGGUAACCGAGAGAUGGGGAACACUAAGUCGGCUCAAGGAAAUGAGCCGAAGGCGAACGAUGACAAAUCUAAGUCCUCCCACAGCCAGGGAUUCGGCCAACUAUAUGCAGCGGAAAUAGACCAUUUCAGUAAAAAACCAUGCUGCAGGACCUUCCUCAAGAUUCUCUUUAUCAUCCUUGCAAUUCUAACCAUUAUCCAAUCAAUUGCCGUAAUAGCAGUGACUGUCACCGCAGCAGUAGCUUCAAAAGCCUUCAAUCAAGAUCAGUCCAGCCGUCUAGUCGCAUUAAUAUUACUUGCAGCCUCGGCUGCAGUCACCACGUCCUUGGUAAUCUAUGCCUUGGUCGCAGUAUUAGGAAAGAAGAAGAAGCCUCUUCAUGUGACCACGGCAACGAUAAUAAUAUUAGCGGUAUUACAAGCGAUAAUUCUCGGGGUGUGCAUGAGGGUGACAAUGGAAGAUGAGAUUCAGCUUACUCGUUCCCUGGUAGACUCGUUCCGGCUGGCCAAGGACCACAACCAGAGACAUAUGCUGAUAUGGAGUACAACUCAGCACGAUCUCAGCUGCUGUGGAGUUUACAGCGCAGAUGACUACCGGCGUUCCAAUAUCCCGCCCUAUAUUCCCCCGGAUGUGCCAAUAUCCUGCUGUCCCGCAUAUGACCCUGGACGCUCAGACCUUUUACAGGAGAGAGAAAGAGAGUUAUGUAAAGCAAGAAGAGAAUUCUAUGAAAACGGAUGCAAGACACCAGUGAUUAAAAUGCACAAAUUAACCUGUGCAUUGGUGAUAAUAAAUGUUAUCGUAUUAAUUGUUUUAGAGCUUCUUGUUGGCAUCUCCGGAGUAUUACAUUUGAAGAUUAAACAUAAUGUGAAACCAGAUAACAUGGAACAAGUAGCAGUGGCUCCUAUACCGAUGCCACGAGCUUCACUAAGUUCAGGGAAACCGAAAUCUGUAAGCUCAACGUGAAACAAAUAAAAUUCAAGGAUUUUAAAAGUAUUACCUCAGAAUACACAACACACUAGAUGGGGCCAAAUAUUAUUUUUGUAGAUUCGUACAAAGGUGUCGCUGAAAAUGUAAAAAUGCAUUAGUUCAUAAGCGUUUACUUAGAUGGCGCUAAACACAAGUAAAUGAAAAUCAACCAAAACUUUGCUAGUUCAUUAUUUCAUAAAAAGGUGGCGCUGUAAACAAAGAAGUUUUAGAGGUAAUAUUUUUAAAUUACACGAUAAAUCCAAAGAUCUCUAAAGAAAUAACGGACGGACUCAUGACUUAGUUUAGACAUAUUAAAUAUUUUUAUACUGUUGUGCAUAAUAUGUAGGAUUCGUUAAUACUAAGCUGUGAAUAAAUGACAUUGAGACAUUA